Messenger RNA from Python bivittatus (Burmese python), 6320 nucleotides. NCBI's taxonomy places the organism in Eukaryota, Metazoa, Chordata, Lepidosauria, Squamata, Pythonidae. The record is from RefSeq and is a predicted model, not a curated record.
GAUCAUUCAUUUUGUUUUCAGACCGAUAGAGCGCUUUGAUCGGGAAAGGCCAGUGAGAGGUCGUGGAGGAGGAAGAGGUGGGAUGCAGGGCAGAGGCCGAGGUGGUGGAAUGAACAGGACCUUCAAUGGCUUUGAUCAAAGAGGGAAGCGGGAAUUUGAUCGGCAGAGUGGGAGUGACAAAACAGGAGUCCGUGCAGAAGAUAAAAGGGGUGGAAGUGGACCACGUAACUGGGGAGCUGCUAAGGAUGAUCUGAGUGAGCUGGAACAGACUGCUCCUAUGGAAGAGACUGCAGAAACAGAAGACACCCCAGGAGCACCUGAGGGAGAACCUCCAAUGAAAAUUGCUGAAGGAGAGCCAGUGGAAGAAGUAGUUCAAGAGAUGACGUUGGAUGAGUGGAAAAAUCUUCAGGAACAAAGUCGACCAAAGCCUGAGUUCAACAUCCGGAAGCCUGAAACCACUGUUCCAUCCAAAGCAGUGGUAAUUCACAAGUCAAAAUAUAGAGAUGAUGUGCUGAAGGAAGAUUUUGAGGAUGAUUCUCACUUUUCCCGAAAAGCAGCAAAUGACAUCACUUCUCAGCUGGACAUUAACUUUGGGAAUCUGCCUCGUCCUGGACGAGGAGCCAGAGGAGCACGAGGUGGUCGUGGGCGUGUCCGAAGAGUUGAGGACUCAGGGCCAAGACCAGAAGUGAUGAUGCACAUCACUGCUCCAAACCCAGAUGACCCUGAGGAUUUUCCUGCUUUGUCUUGAAAGAACUCAAUGACACCUCCAAAAAUAGCUGUGGAGAUACUAUGUUGCUGUAGAAGAGAAUCAUCCGAGUCUACAGAGAGAAAUGACUUUUGUGUGUGAAUUUUGCACUUCUGUGUGUUAAGACAUACCCAGUGGGUUUGGAGGCAAGUUCCAGUACCACUGUUUUUGGAUUAGCUGUGUGAAGGCUUAUGGUAUCAUACAUGAGGAAUUUCAAAUAAAAAUUCAGGAUGAUGGUGUCAAACAGGUACAGAUGGAUGAGUCUUUGUCCCUUUUAUCACAAAUGUAAGCAUACAAGGUGGUUUGUUUGGGGACAGCAAACCAUAGAUGUUUGGACUACUUGUUCUCUGAUUUCAUUGAGUGAAUUAUACCUUUGCCAUACUUGUUACUGCAUAAUUUUCAGAAGUUGGGCAAUAAAACAAGAUGCUCUCACUGGAUGAGGUCAGGGGUGCUAUUUUUAUAUCAUUUAUUUUUUAAUCAUUUAAUACUGGAAGCUGCAAACUGUAGAUUUUUGUAGUUACAAUUUGGAAGUUAAAGUUUAUUUGAAGAAUGAGGUAAGUUACAAAUAAAUCAUAGAAUGAAUAGUAUUUUGGAAGAAAAGUUGGCAAACUAUGGAAUGGCUUGCUUUCUCACUAGUUGAUUUUCAUAUGUAUGGAAAACUUUUUAUCAGGAAUACUUGAUUAAAAUAGUAAUUCUUCAUAGAACAGCAUUAAAUAGAAUAAAUUUUAGGGAAACCAUAAACCUGAUACUUGUAUCCUCCACCUGCCACACCUUGCCACACCAAAGUUCAAUUGCAUUCUUAAUUUAUCAUUGUAGAAUCUUCUUAAUGUAUUGGUUUGCUAUUAGCUUGAACAUUUUGUACAUCACAGACAAAAAGCAUAGUUUAGAUCUUUAAAAGACCCAUGGUAAAGCAAUUUAUGCUUGUGGUGUCGUAUGUGGACAUUGUAUCAGGGUGCAAAAUGUCGCAUCAAAGCUCAAUUUGUACCAUUUUAUCAAUCUGUGACUUGACUCAGCUUCUCCCCUAAGCCUGCUUCACCAACCCGUUGGUGCUUCUGCAGGAGUGCUGGCAGGUUUGGAUCUGCAGGUGGCCAUGCCUGGCAUGUUCAUUGAUUGAAGGUCUUAAUGCAUGGCUUAUGGUUGACUUGGUUCAUUUGAUAUACAAAGUUGAUUUUUCAGCAACAAAGAACGUUAGAAGUACUAUCUUGCAAAGGAUGAAUGGGUGGAGUCAAGUUGUGGGUUAAAAGGUACCAAAGAGUGUGUCCCCCAAGGUACCAUCUGGCCUGUAAGGCCACAAGCAUGGGAAGCUAUACUUUGUUCUGUAGCUAUAUCCAGUUCCCCAUAUUGCUGUAUAAGGAGUUAAAUGAUGGGAAGAAUGCACAAUAGUACCUGUUGGCACUUUCUUAAAGAAGCUGCAUAUUUUCCUGGGAUUGCACAACUGAUAAUUUAUGGAAAAGACAGCAGCUUUUGGUUUAAGGAGUUGCUGAAAGGCGUUACCUGCGUACCCAUGCAUAAGCUGAAGCACCUUUCCUUUGAAUCAGAUGUGCUACACAGCCCCCAAUUAAGUGUUUUCCACAUUUGGGUAGUCUCGUAUAAGCAAUAGAUUUUAUUUGUACACAUUUCUCUUACAAGUUAGUCCAGAUUUAUAUAAUCCAAUUACACUGAUGAAAAAUACAUACUAUCAAAUUAAAAUUUAAACACAGUAUCAAGUUUAUCCCUGCUAUACAUUAACAAAAUAAUUUGAUCUGAGCAGUAUUGAUUAUACCACAUGGUUUGAACAAAUUAUUUGUACAUGUUUUGAAGACAGUACAUAUAAAACCUAAAAACUUGUAACUGGGACCUACAAGUAACAACUCUGAAAGUUUUGUUUUAAGCUUUUCCACAGCAUGGCUGUCAAUAUAGCAAUGAAUAUUUGGGUACAACUUUAUUUUAAAUUGAUGGAAAAUAAAUUGUGCUAACCAGUAUGGAAUCAUAAUAGUUCCAUGUGAGUAUGUAAAUGAAUCAGACUAUUUAUUUUGCUUAUCCAUUACAAAGAAAGUUUAAGAACUGGGAGCCUUUGGUUUACAAGCCUAAAAAAAUUAAAUAUAUCUUUUGACUUCUAAAACACCUAAAUAUUGAAUAUUUUUCUGGCCUGAUACUAGUACUCUUCUACCUAGAACUAAAUCUAAGAGAUGGUUUAAUGCAUUUAACUUAUACCUUGCCUUUCUAUCAAAAAAUGACAUUCUGUGGGAGCACUGCUUUUUCAGUGGUAGACUGGCUCAACAUGAUUGUGACCAUUUAAGAAUGGCUUUGCAUGGUUGAUUUGUGUAUAUAUCAUUAACAACUCAGUCAGUGGUUUCAUAUUCAAAUAAUCUUGGUUCUCAUAUCUAAAAUAGCAGAUGUUGCAAUUCUGUGCAUAUAUAACAAGUAACUACUGUUGGUACUAGUAAAGCUUCUGAGCCAAAAUAUAAAUAGAUUUCCUCCAUGCUAAUCAGAGCAUUCUGAGCUGCCUUGACACUUAGUAACCAAGAUUGAGGGAGGUAGAAACAAGUGGUAUGUAUACAUACACUCCCAAAUAAUAACUAUAUUCUAUCACAAACCUUUUAAUCUGAGGUUCAAGCAUAAUCCUAUCAAGAAUAAACUGGUAAAUGGCACUUAACAGUUAUUCACAUAUCUAUGGCAACUGAAAUAACGUUUUGUAUGCUGACUAUAAAUUAGCAUAGUUUUAUGAGAUGGCUAGAAAUGAUUGAGUUUACAGAAUUAGGAAUGGGUAUUGCAUAAACAAACAGUAACUGGCUAUUAAGGGGGGAAUUUAGCAAAUAAUUGAGAUAUAGGUAAGUGAAUCUUUUGUCCUUCAUGAUACAGAAAUAAUUGGUGGAAGUAGUUUAUCAACAAUCAUGAAAGUGACAUCUAUCUCAGUUCAUGUACCAAAUGUCUAUUUGAACUUUAAUCCAUCAGGUGCACAAAUUAAAAUACCGUGACUCUUGCUGCUUGAAUUUUAGGAUGUAGGCCAAAUAAAAUCUCAAAUGUUGAACAAUGAGGCUGAUUUGAUUGUUUGAGGUCCUGUUAGAACAAAUAUUAAUUUAACUGAUUUGAAAUCACACCAUCUUGAAAAAUCUCCUGCAAAAUACAGGAAACACUCUAAGGUAGGAUAUAUUUAUUAAGAUCAAAGUCAGUAUCUGUAUUGUUAGUGAAAAUAGCAUGAACAAUACAGAAAUACUUCUGAAACAACAAAAUCCGUACCAAACGUGAUCCUGGAACUUCCUGUUAAAUGUAGGUUACAUUUUAUAAAGCUGACUAAAAUCAAUUGUUAAGGGACUAUGUGAGCAUGUCCUUCAGUAACCAUGUGGCAUUCACUUUCAUGGUGGAUGAAGUAGAACAAGAUUAAACCAAUCAAAAACUUCAUGUAUUCCAAUAAAUAUAAAUGAAGAACUCUUGUCUAUAACGCAACUGCUGUUAAGUAAAUGAGCUAUAACUGAAUGGCAAAGAAGCUCCUGUAUAAGCAACCUAAAUCUUUAAAAAUAAACACCAAAUAUAGGUUUAAUUUCAUAAGUGAAUGUCUGCACAGAAUGAUCUAUAGUAAGCUUCCUUAUUAAAAAAAGUGUCAUGACCAAUAUUGGUUUGUGUUGGAUUCUUCUUAGAAAAUCAGCAAUGAAGGGGAAAAAAAUGACUACAGCCCAUUAAACAUGAUGAUAAAGAGUUCAUAGUGAGGAUUUAAGUUCAAACUACACCACCAAAUCUGGAGAAUGACAUACUGGGCAACAGAUUGGACAAGGGCAAUCUACAUACCAACACCAAAGGAGACUUAACAGAGUAUGCAAAUUGAAAACUAUGCUGUUUGUAUACAGCACACUUAUUUUAGGGAAAGUUAGGCAAUAACAAAGGCAGACUAUAGGACUGUAUAGUCUAGGAUACUGAAAUGAAUCAGGAAAACUUACAAUUUCUGCCAGUCUAAUUACAACUUCAUGCUAACACAUUCCUCGAACAACCAAAACAAAGUCUGUAUACAUGGACGUUAUCAGAUGAAUUACAUAGAAAUCAAUUUGACUACGUUACUGGUUCAAGGUGGUGGAAGAGUUGUGUGAGAACAGCAAAGUCAUAGCCAAGGACUGAUUAUGGAACUGAUAACAAACAACUCAUAUGCAAGUUCCAAGUCAAGCUAAAGUGGAAGAAAACCAACCAGUUUCAAUAAUACAAUCUUGAGCAUAUUCCUACCAUUUUCAAGAACAGGAAUUGUCUGAAGCCCAGAACCUCAUUGAUAGGGAACCAGAGAAAUUGUGGAAUGAAAUUAAAGAAGUUGUUAAGGAUGAAUAUGAAAAGAGACUGCCAAAAAUCAAGUGACAGAAGAAACCAAACUGGAUGUGAGAAUAAAUGGCAGAAACUGCCAAGAGAAAAGAAGCCAAAGCCCAGAAAGAUAAAGAUCUCAGGAAGGAACUUAACACAUUUUAGAGGGCUGUUAGAAGAGGCAAGCAAUAUUAUAGCAAUAUCUGUAAAGACAUUGGACAGAGACAAGAAAAAACACAGAAGUCUCUGAACUCAAAAGGAGGUUCCAACCUUGAACUGGUAUGCUAAGAGAUGCCAAUGGACAGGUAGUAACUGAUACAAACAGGAUCAAAGGAAGCUGGAAGAAGCAUACUGAAAUUCUGUACAGUAGAAAUGUCAAUAUCCAUGAUACUUUAGAAAACAUUCCCUAUUUAUAAAAACCUCUAGUACUAGAAGAUGAGGUUAGAUCAGCACUCCAGUCAUUACCAAGUUGGAAGGCUACUAGAAUUGAUGGAAUAACUGUAGAAAUAAGGCAAGCAAUAGAAGAAUCAAUCAAGAUUCUAAACAAACUACACCAACAAAUCUGGAGAAUGACAUACUGGGCAACAGAUUGGACAAGGGCAAUCUAUAUACCAAUACCAAAGGACACUUAACAGAGUAUGCAAACCUAUCAUACGAUAUUGUUGAUUUCAUGUGAAAGCAAAAUAAUGCUUAGGAUCUUCCAACACAGAUUACAGCCCUACACGAAAAAUAAAAUUCCAAAUGUUCAAGCGGAUUUUUAAAAAAUCCAAGGACCGAGGGACAUUAUUGUUGAUAACUUCUAGAUAAUUGAGAAAGUCAAAGAAUAUCAAAAAGAAGUCAAUACAUGUUUCAUUGAUUAUAAAAAGUCCUUCAAUUGUGUCAAACAUAUCAAGCUGUGGAAUGGCCUUCAAAAAUUGGGAAUCCCGGAAUAUCUCACUGUUCUUGUGCAAAACCUAUAUACAAGAUAGGAAGCCACAGUAUGAAAACAUGGUGAAACAGACUGGCUCCAGGUUAGUAAAGAAGUGAGAAGGCUGUAUACUCUGUCAUUUAUUCAACCCACAUGUUAAGGGAGGCUGGAUUGGAAGAUGGGUGUGGUUUCAAAACUGGAGAAAGAAACAUCAAUAACCUGCACUAUGCUGAAAAUGCAAAUGAUCUGUGAGCUCUGGUAAUGAAAGUCAAUGAACACAGUGAAAAAAAUGGAACUAAGAUUAAAGAAGACUAAAUAACAGAUGGAACAAACAGCCUUAAAAUUGACAAUGAAGAUAGUCAAUGAAAUGGUGGAUAGCUUUUGCUUUUUAGGAUCAACUAUCAAUAG